UAGGCAGCUUCCAGCUGAAAAAGAACAGCAUCUCUCGGCCCAUAUACAAGCCAUGGUUUGGUGAAUUAUAAUCCAAUUCGACCCGAAAUCGGACCCAUCGGCAGCAUGGCGAGGCAGUUCGAGCCUUACGUCCUUCUGGGCUUUGAGGACGAAAGGGUGACUGAGAAAAACAGGCCCUUUGUCGACUACACGACGAAUAAAAUCGGAGGAACGCCUGACUGGCACCCAACUAAAGAACUACCCCUCACCAAGUGCAAACUGUGUGGCUCAAACUUGGCUCUUGUCGUUCAAAUCUACGCUCCUGUUGAGGGCUCCAAGUUCCACAGGACGCUUUACCUGUUUGCUUGCAUUCAGCCUCCCUGUUGGAAUCGACCUGAAAGUUGGCUUUGCGUCCGACAACAAUCCCUGAGUCAAAAUUCACCAGACAAGGAGUCUGAAACCUCACUCAGAACCACAAUUGGCAGCACUUCCUGGGGUGAUGAUGCGGAUAACUGGGGCGCAGACUCCGACGAAGAUGAAAAUCUUCCUUCAGUUGAAGAAGAAAAUGGAAAUGUCAUUUUUCAAAAGCCCCAGAGGCCCCAUGAAGACACAGAUACAGACGAGUCAUGCAGUAUUGAGGAUUUGAGCGACCCCAACGCAAAUUCAGCAGGCGCUGAAGGAGCAUUUGCUGUCGAGUUUAACAGCAAGUGUGCAAUUGCUUCUGCGGAAAUCGAAAUUGGUGACGAGAGUGAGAUAGUCAGCAUUGACACACCAACACAGCCGAGACAAGUUAGCGAACUGUUUUCUCAUCCCUCUAUGCCAACUCCCACACACCCAGAAUUUUUGUCCAGCUUUAUCAGCGUAGCCGAAGAGGUUCCACAAGAGAAAAAAGCUAAAUUAACAGAACAUGAGUUGUCUCUUCUCCAAGCUUAUCAGCAAAGUGAACUGGGUGGCGGUGAUGUGAUUUUUGAUGGCAGAAAAAUGAAAGUCGAGGUUGCCGGUGGAGCUGAAACUACGGGAGAGCAAUAUGAAAAGGAUCUGCCCUCCCACGGUGAUGUUUUAGCCCAUCGAUUUAUUUCAAGGCUACAAGAAAGUCCAGGUCAAGUUUUAAGGUAUGGGUUGGGUGCUGACCCUAUGCUGCUCAAGCCCCUACCCAAGCAAAAGCUGCGCUGCAAUCAGUGUGGCUCUGAUCUCACUUUUGAAAUGCAGCUCCUUCCACCACUGCUGACUUUGCUGCACCUCACACAAGGGGGGCCAGGUUGCCGAAAUGCCCUCGAGUUUGGCAACGUCCUGGUCUUCACCUGUCCGAUGGCCUGCUGGGACCAAAAAGGCUACCAAGAGGAGCGGAUCAUCAUCCAAGCUGAGUGACUUUACUCUUUUUGUCUCAUUGAUUUAAUUUUGCUCAACAAUGAUUUUAACAAUUCAUAUCUGAGGGAUUUGUGAGGUAGGAGGAAGUAUUUUUUUUUUCUUUAAAGUGCAUUUUUAAGUUAACGUUUAUAACUUCAUUUAAAUUAGUAAUGCAGUUCUCAUAAUCUUUGACCGAGGAAAUAUUUCUGUCAAAUGUUGCCCCCUAGUGUACAAUUUAUUCAGAUUUUCAAAUUUGAAUGUUCUUUCCUGUAGCAAGAACAUAUCACAAGACAAUGAAGAGUAGUAUUUCUAAAACUUUGACAUUGUUAUUGUACUUAUCAUUCUGCUCUUUGUCAACGCAUUUAAUCUAGUCACGCAAACUUAAUUACUUGUAAUAUUUAUAAUUCACUGGCUUGUGAAUUAUUGCAAAUUUUCAAUUGCUUGGCAGCAUCACUGCAAAUACAAUAAUAGUGCAGUUUAAGAAUCUUAAUAUUAUCAAUGGACAGAGGUUGUGCGAUUAUAAAAAAUGUACCUCAAACUGACGAGAGUGUACUUGCAAGAAAGCUUAAGGGUUAUUGACAAAGUGUAAUUGUGAUACCAAAUGAAUUUGAGGGAAAAUGCCAAUAUUAUACAACAGGACACAAGCAAACAUAUUUACAUGCAGAGAAUAUCUAUUGGCACUUGUUCUUGUGCAAGAUGAGAUAUUUUGAAAAGAGAAACCCCUAAGAGUUGCGGAAGGUGUGCACUGGAUAAUAUAUUGUAUUUUGAAACCUCCUUUUGAAUCUUUGUAGCUUAGCCAAAUUUAAGAAAUUAAAAAAUACAAAUGAAAUCCCAAUAAUUUUCUGC
This is a messenger RNA of Neocloeon triangulifer, 2172 nucleotides long. RefSeq names its product programmed cell death protein 2-like (gene trus). Lineage: Eukaryota; Metazoa; Arthropoda; Insecta; Ephemeroptera; Baetidae. Gene Ontology annotation, cellular component: cytoplasm. The record is from RefSeq and is a predicted model, not a curated record. The coding region runs from base 106 to 1347 and encodes 413 amino acids. The transcript has 6 exons.